AUGGGUUUUGGAAAAAUUUCUAACGACUUUUUGAACACCAAUAGUUUACAGCAGAUUUGCUUCUACGGUGCUCUCAGCUACUCGGUGGCAGCAGUAGUACACGACGUCACCUUUGCUACCCACGAAGUGAUUAUUCGCGUGAAGAAGAUCACACCUCAAUUUGAACUUGUCUAUGAAUAUUCUAUCUGCGCUACUGAUUGUACAGUGUUCCUCGGAGGCACGGAGCCUUUAGAAGCUGGCAAGAGAGGGGAAGGAAAGAACAGCGGUAAAGUAGAUGUUCUUUUUUGGUGA
Molecule: messenger RNA, 291 nt
Organism: Strongylus vulgaris
Lineage: Eukaryota; Metazoa; Nematoda; Chromadorea; Rhabditida; Strongylidae
Source: the annotation of a GenBank genome assembly